Miscanthus lutarioriparius is the source of this 963-nucleotide messenger RNA. NCBI's taxonomy places the organism in Eukaryota, Viridiplantae, Streptophyta, Magnoliopsida, Poales, Poaceae. The record is from the annotation of a GenBank genome assembly.
AUGGCUGAAAUCGAAUCGAUCUCAGAUGUCCAAGGAUCUAACCAAGAAGAUGCGAUGAAGAUGAAGUCGUUCACCCUGAAGAUGAAGGAGGAGGAUUCAGUGAUGAGCCACAUCGCUGAAUUCAAGAAGAUCGUCGCCGACCUAGUGUCGAUGGAGGUGAAGUAUGAUGAUGAGGACUUAGGUCUUUUACUGCUAUGUUCUUUGCUAAAUUCGUAUGCAAAUUUUCGUGACACCAUACUUUUGAGCCGUGAUGAACUAACCCUAAAGGAAGUUUAUGAGGCUCUCCAGUCUAGGGAGAAGAUGAGAGGCAUGGUGCAGAAUGACGGGACGUCGUCCUCCAAGGACGAUGCUUUGCAUGUGAGAGGCAGAACGGAAAACAGAUCCUCCAAUGAUGGCAAUGAUGGAAGAAAGAACUACGAAAGGAGAGGCCGUUCAAAGUCCAAGCCGCAUGGUAAUAAAAAGUUCUGUGUUUAUUGCAAGCUAACAAAUCAUAAUGUUGAGGAUUGCAGAAAAGUACAGAAUAAGGAGAAGAGGAAAAACAAGUCGGCUGGAAGACUUUUUAUGAGCGUAAGUGUUGUUUUCAAUGAAUCUGUGAUGUUUAUUGACGGUUGCCCUCGCAUCAUGUUCCGUAAAAAGAGCUACAACAGACAUGCGCAUGCGGUGUGGAGCAUGUUGAUGAUGAUACAAAAAGCGUGUGGAGCUGUUGAUGAGCAUGGUGACCAUGAUAAUGAUGUUGCCGAGGAUGAUGCUCAUGAUGAUGUUCAAAGAAACUCCUCCUAUUUUGCGCUUAGAGGAGGAUUUACCUAUUGCUCAACGCAGAAGUCAAAAAAGACAAUUGCACCUCCUAAGCGCCUUAUUGAAGAGUGUAAUUUGUCUUACUAUGCUUUUGAGUUGUGCCAACAGUGGAGAAUGUUCAUGAGCCAAAGAACCUAUAAAGAAGCUAUUUGUUGUGGUGAUACUUGA